Messenger RNA from Trichoderma harzianum CBS 226.95, 687 nucleotides. RefSeq lists its product as hypothetical. Gene Ontology annotation, biological process: L-histidine biosynthetic process. The record is from RefSeq and is a predicted model, not a curated record. The transcript has 2 exons. NCBI's taxonomy places the organism in Eukaryota, Fungi, Ascomycota, Sordariomycetes, Hypocreales, Hypocreaceae. The coding region runs from base 1 to 687 and encodes 228 amino acids. Gene Ontology annotation, molecular function: imidazoleglycerol-phosphate dehydratase activity.
AUGACCACCUCCGCUCUUCCCAUCCGUGCUGCGGCUCUUGUUCGCAACACCAACGAGACGUCGAUCCAGAUCGCUCUCAGCAUCGACGGCGGCGAGCUUCCCCAGGAUACCGACCCCCGACUGCUCGAGGUCGCCAGCGCACACGCCUCGCAGUCUAGCAAGUCUCAGGUGAUUGCUAUUAACACGGGCAUCGGCUUCUUGGACCACAUGCUACAUGCGCUGGCGAAGCAUGCCGGCUGGAGCAUGGCGCUCAACUGCAAGGGAGAUCUUCACAUUGACGACCACCACACUGCCGAAGACUGCUGCCUCGCCGUCGGCACGGCCUUUGCCAAAGCCCUCGGCGCCCUGACUGGCGUCGCCCGCUUCGGCUAUGCCUACGCCCCUCUGGACGAGGCUCUCUCUCGCGCCGUCGUCGAUCUGUCCAACCGCCCGUACGCCAUUGUCGACCUGGGUCUCAAGCGCGAGAUGCUGGGCCAGCUCAGCACCGAGAUGAUCCCCCACUGCCUGCAGAGCUUUGCUCAGGCCGCUCGCAUCACCUUGCACGUCGACUGCCUGCGCGGUGACAACGACCACCACCGGGCUGAGAGUGCCUUUAAGGCUUUGGCUGUGGCCAUUCGCAUGGCGACUACCAGGGUUGCCGGCAAGGAGGGCGAGGUUCCCAGCACCAAGGGUACAUUGAGCGCUUAA